AAAUUUGCUUGCGCCACUUGCAUCAAGGGACAUCGAUCGUCUCAUUGCACGCAUGCAGAUAGACCACUAUUCGAGAUAAAGAAGAAGGGCAGGCCCGUUACACAAUGCUCUCACUGUCGUGAUCUGCGUAGGAAUAGACAGGUUCAUGUCAAAUGCGUCUGU
Umbelopsis ramanniana AG is the source of this 162-nucleotide messenger RNA. RefSeq lists its product as uncharacterized. The record is from RefSeq and is a predicted model, not a curated record. Gene Ontology annotation, molecular function: copper ion binding; DNA-binding transcription factor activity, RNA polymerase II-specific; RNA polymerase II cis-regulatory region sequence-specific DNA binding. Gene Ontology annotation, cellular component: nucleus. Gene Ontology annotation, biological process: intracellular copper ion homeostasis; intracellular iron ion homeostasis; positive regulation of transcription by RNA polymerase II. The annotation marks the transcript as partial. NCBI's taxonomy places the organism in Eukaryota, Fungi, Mucoromycota, Umbelopsidomycetes, Umbelopsidales, Umbelopsidaceae. The transcript has 2 exons.